Messenger RNA from Drosophila serrata, 3069 nucleotides. Its product is annotated as E3 ubiquitin-protein ligase ZNF598. Lineage: Eukaryota; Metazoa; Arthropoda; Insecta; Diptera; Drosophilidae. Gene Ontology annotation, molecular function: ribosome binding; ubiquitin protein ligase activity. The record is from RefSeq and is a predicted model, not a curated record. Gene Ontology annotation, biological process: protein ubiquitination; rescue of stalled cytosolic ribosome.
UUCGAUAUUAUAGUCGGAGUAAACAGAAUUCUAAAAUUGUUUUCAAAUUUGUAAUUUAGAAAAAAGGGUUUCCAUUGAAAAAUGUUUGCAUGUUUUAAUUACAUUGGUAAAAACGUAUUUCAUAUUCACUUAUUUGCUGAGAAGAUAAAAUAAAUUAAAAAUUUCAUUUAACGACAACAUUUUUAAAUUUAACAGAAUUUUUGAACCUCAGACGGUCACAUUGUAUUUUUUCGCUGCUCGAAAUUCGAAGAAAGAUAACUGCUUCGUCGCGGGCCAAGAAGUUGCGGGUAUCCGAAAGCCCUUUGUGGAUUCUAAAGAGCACACGCCUGCACACCGAUUUCACAGCGAUUUCACUGCGCCCUUGGCAACAAGUAAUUUCCCCCUUUCCCGUCGCUGUGCUUGAGAGAGAGAGAGAGUGAGAGCAAUGCAGAACAUGAAGACCAGGUCCGGUCCCAGGCCGUCGCACCAACGCCGACCCCGACCGGGAGCAGCUGCCAGCUCGACGGAGAAUGCCGCGGUCAAGCCGGAGGCCACCGACUACCAAGCGGGCAGCGACGAUAACGCCUGUGUGGUGUGCUUCAAGAACGUGGACAUCUACUCCAUUGGCGACUGCGACCACCCGGUUUGCUACGAGUGCUCCACGCGAAUGCGCGUCCUGUGCCAGCAGAACGAGUGUCCCAUCUGUCGUCACGUCUUGUCUAAGGUUUUGUUUACGCUGGAGAAGCUGCCUUACCGCGAACUGGAGGCCAACAACCGCUCCGAUUUCUACAGCAAGAAGUACCGCAUUGGGUUCUGCAGUGCCGAGAUUCAGCAGAAGUUCUUCAAGCUCCUCGACCAUCCAUGUCCCAAGUGCGAUGUGCCGCCGUACCGAACGUUCCAGGGCCUGCGCAACCAUGUACGUAGCGAGCACAGCCUUCACUACUGCGACCUUUGUGUUGAGACGCUGAAGAUCUUCACCUUCGAGCGCCGCUGCUACACACAGCAGGAGCUGCAGCUGCACAACACCAAGGGUGAUCCGGACAAUCGCUCACAUCGCGGCCAUCCGCUGUGCGAGUACUGCAAGAAGCGCUAUGUGGACCGGGAUGAACUGUUCCGCCAUCUACGCCGCGAGCACUACUUCUGCCACUUCUGCGAUGCCGACGGCUGCAACGAGUUCUACAACGACUACGCCGACUUGGCCGAUCACUUCCGCCAGGAGCACUUCCUUUGCGAGGAGGGCAAGUGCGCCACAGAACAGUUUGUUGGCGCCUUCCGCAACGAGAUCGAGUACAAAGCGCACGUGGCUAACGUGCAUGGCAAGUCUCUAAAUAAGCAGCAGGCCAAGCAGACGCGCACCCUGCAACUGGAGAUUACUUUGGGACCACGCGGGCGCAGCGGUCAAACGGAGCAGGGCAUAGCCAACAUGAGAGCACGAAACGACGAGCACAACGAUUACCUGGACGAUCUCCCGUCGACAAGCAACCAGCGGCAAGUGAGCAUAGAUGCCGAUAACGAGGAGCAGUUUCCCACUUUACGAGGUGCGUCGACAGCUCCCAGCGUGUCCCUAGUGAGACCACCGCCGCCCUCGAUGCGAAAUCUCAGCGGGACCUCCGGACUUGCCAGGACCAAAGAGAACUUCCCAGCCCUGGGUGGGGGAAACGGGGGAGUUGUGGGUGGCAGUAGUCUCUCCAGUAGAGCUGCCCAGUCCCAGCAUCCAGUGGCUGCUGUAUUCAAGAAGCCAACAAGUGGAGCUAGUUCAGCUGGCCGGGCUGCUGCGGCGGGCAAUGGAAUGCUCCUGCACGUGUCCAAUCGACCAGCAGCGGGAGCAUCAGCAGCUUCGUCAAAAAAGUCAGUCCCUCCACAACUGGACUUUCCAGCCCUGCCGGGAAAGGGAAACAAAAAGAAUCUGCGCAACCUGGAAGAGGACAUGUUGCCCAGCAGCUCACCAACGCCCAUGACGAAUGUCUCGGCCAAGCAUCGCACGCUGGUCGAUGAUUAUGUGUCGGUGGCCAACCCGACCACCUUCCAGAAGCUUCAAAUGGUACAACAAGAAGAGAACGAGGCGAAGGCGCGUCAGGAAGUCUUGAAGAAGAGUGCGCCAAAGCUCACCGCUGCGGAGUUUCCCACCUUGGGACCGAGUGCAAAUGCCAGUGCCAAUUUCAGCAAGGCAACUGUCUCGAAGCCCGUUAACGGAUCUGCUGCCUUAAACUGGUCCAAGCCAGUGUCGGAGAAGAAACAGCGGGAGCUUGAAAAUCGCAAAGCUAAGGUGGCUCCCGCUCCUGUCUUGCCCACAUCCUCUGCAAAGGCGGUACCCAAAGUGACCAAUAAUAAUGGAGCAGACCAGCAAGGCAACAAGAAGGAUAAGAAGUCAAAGGAUAAGAAGAGCAACCAAGAAAAUCAACCCAAGCCGGCGGCAGCCAAGCAAAAGAAAAACAAUAACGAACAAAAAUCAACUGCCAAUGGGACCCCAUCGACGCCAACACGUAAUCCACCUGGCUUAGGUUCCGGUGCACCACUUAAUCCACCGCCCGGUUUCAUGUCCAAUGUGACUGUAAACUCGGUGGCCAAGCUGCCCAACAACCUGACCUUCACGAGCUCGAUGGGUGAGACCUAUGACAUUGUGCCUAGCCCCUACACGUACACUGACCCACCAGAUACUGGCAUGAGAAAUCAGACAUUGGUGAACAAAUUUAUUGACAUACUCAAAACGCCUGAGGCUUUAAACGAAUUUCGCAUGCUCUCGACUAAAUUCCGGGAAGGCUCAUGCACCGGUCAAGCGUACUAUGAGCACUGCCAGUGCGCCAUGCUAAGCUCGUUCUACGAGCUGUUCCCGGAACUCUUGGCUAUGCUGCCCGAUAUAAGCAAGCAACAGGAGCUGUAUUUGGUGCACAAGCAGCAUCUGAACAGCCUAUCGCCAUCGCAGCGCAAGUCCGUGCCCAGCCUUGAAGUCUGUAAGGUUUGCAAGCAAAUCCUCGUCGCACAAGAUUUGGACGGUCAUCAGCAAGUGCACGAGCUGACAAAGAACUUUCCUGCGCUCGGAAGCUCAGCUUCCAAUUCGCAUCGCAAAUAAAGGCGAAAUGGAUCCGUACA